Messenger RNA from Dermacentor silvarum, 1015 nucleotides. RefSeq names its product dermonecrotic toxin SPH. The transcript has 6 exons. Gene Ontology annotation, molecular function: phosphoric diester hydrolase activity. The record is from RefSeq and is a predicted model, not a curated record. Gene Ontology annotation, biological process: lipid metabolic process. Bases 29 to 1015 code for a protein of 328 amino acids. Lineage: Eukaryota; Metazoa; Arthropoda; Arachnida; Ixodida; Ixodidae.
UCGCCAGAACGGGGAGCCGUUCGAGUUCAUGGCGCUCGACAGCCACAGCGUCUUGAGGCUCUCGGUUUUCGCUGCUAUUCUCCGGGCUAUCAUUCUGCCGCAUCCUGCGAACGCUACAGCGGGAGGCCUCGAGCGGAGGCCCGUGUACAACAUCGCCCACAUGACAAACACGAUUGCCCAAGUGGACGAAGCCAUGGAGCUUGGAGCCAACUCUAUCGAAUCUGACGUCGCCUUCACUUUUAACGGCACCGCGGCCUGGUUUUACCACGGUGUACCGUGUGACUGCUUUCGAAGGUGCCGUCGUCAUCAAGACGUACCCGCUCUUCUGGACUACAUCCGGAAGACGACGUCCACCAAUGGGGGCAUAUACAGCCAGCGUCUGGUUCUCCUCUUCUUGGAUCUCAAGGUUAAGAAAGUGCAUCCAAUGUACAUGCACAACGCGGGUGCUGACAUCGCGGAGAAACUUGUAAAGCAUCUGUGGAGUGGAGUCGAUCCCUGGAGAGCGAUGAAAGUCCUGCUAUCUUCUAGCGACGGCGAAGUUGUCUGGGGAGCGGUGCUGACCAUUUACCGGCUUAUGCCGAUCAUGCUCCGUAACGUAGGUGUAGAUAUUAGCAACAAGAGCGAGCGUCUCCACGCUAUACGGAACGUGUACCUGUCCCUCGGCAUGCUGGGUCAUCGGUGGCAAGGAGACGGCACCACAAACUGCAUCUCGUUCAUGCGGUCGGCUUCGAAGCUGCAAAAGAUCAUCAACAACCGCGAGUUGAACCACCACGUCGAGAAGGUUUACCAGUGGACCAUCGACAUUCCAACGAAACUCCGACGUUCGCUCAGGAAAGGUGUGGACGCCAUUAUCACCAACAGACCGGACCGCCUCGCCACCAUUUUGAAGGAAGAUGAGUUCCGGGGCAUGGUCCGACCCGCCACCAUUUACGACGAUCCCUGGACUCGUUUCGGUGACAAAUCUCCAGUUGCAGGGACGCCCUUCGUGGACGUGGAUGUUGAGGGUCACAGCUGA